This is a messenger RNA of Phycodurus eques (leafy seadragon), 5222 nucleotides long. It is a transcript of the gene cp110, whose product is annotated as centriolar coiled-coil protein 110. Gene Ontology annotation, cellular component: centriole. The record is from RefSeq and is a predicted model, not a curated record. The transcript is spliced from 10 exons. The coding region runs from base 2535 to 3788 and encodes 417 amino acids. Lineage: Eukaryota; Metazoa; Chordata; Actinopteri; Syngnathiformes; Syngnathidae. Gene Ontology annotation, biological process: centriole replication; regulation of cytokinesis; centrosome duplication.
GAUACUGGAAGUUUAUAGCGAAUUUACGUGGCAGCGAGGGCUUAACGUUUGAAACCAAUACAUGAAUUGGUUAAUAUGCCUGUCAUAUAUUUUGUCUAUUCUGGUUGUUUGGGCUAAUAUUUCCGUGAGCAUCGAGGAAUCCGCCCCUGGUCUUGUGGCUCUCCAAACUAUCGCCGCUAGUUUCUCCGGGAACAGAGGCGGGUAAAACGUAAACACUUCACUUGCAGAAAUUAUGUCACUGUUAUUGACUUUUAUACGGUGAAUUAUCCUUUACUUUCCCCUCCGUUUUAUUGUAGACCUGCUGCUUAUAUUUAGGAGACUUUUGGAGGAAAUAGCGCGCCGCUUAACUAUUUACCAAACUCGCUCGCUCGCUAGCUAGCUAGCAUGGUAACGUCCAAUCUACCGUUAUAAUAGACACACCAGCACUGGACCCUGAUGUGAUCCACGACCAACUUCCGGAAAGAGCCAAUGGAGGACUACGAAACUUUUGUGCGGAAUUGUUUGUCACAUCUGCGGAACAAAGAGGAGGAACUGAAAACGCCCUCCUCCUCUUCUGCCAUUCGCUUCUAUGGCGCGCCCAUCCUGCCCCCAUUGCUCACAGACACACAGAGAGAGGAAAUGCAGAAGCACAGAGAAGCAGCGCAAAAAGAUGCUGUCACCCGAAGGUUGAAGGGCAAUGGAAGACUGGCAUAUGUGCAAACAAUUCUACACAGUGUUCAGAUGAUGAAUUCACCAACAUUGGAGGUCUUACUUCAGGAAUUGAAAGUUGCCCCAAAGUCUUUGGAUUCCUCUAACUCCAGUGAAUCUAGUCAGCGAAGUAUAAAUACUGUGGCAGAAAUGAAUAGUCCCCUCGUUAGUCCAUUGUCCAUCAACAUCAAAUAGUGCCUUUUUCAGCUCUCAUGUGAUGCCUCAACCAACUCACAAGGGAGGGUGCCAUGUUGAGCAUCAUGAAAACCAACAUCCCUCUCAACCAAGCUCCUUUAAUAGUGCGAAUCCCUGCUCUGUAUCCUUUGGCGAUGUGACUCAUGCCAUUAUAGAAAACACCACCGGUCUUUCAGGAAGUCUUGAUAUAAGGAGUGUUAGCCAUUGCCCACAAGGAACUAAUAAUACAACUGACUUUUUCCUUCCCAAGACCUCAAAGACAAUGGCCAAAAUGUCAGAUAUCAUUAGCUACCCUCCCAUAGAUGGAGAGGAAUUGGAGAGAAGUGGACAAGAGUCAUCCUUUUCUCAUGAUUUUCUCGCAAAGAGUGACAGUAGUUGUUCCGUAGUUCCGGAGGAUUCAAUCAGAAGUGAUAAUUUUCCUGAAUACCAAAGUGAAAAUGGUCAAAUGGACAUUGCUGAGAGUCAAGAUAAUAUUCCCCCCUCUGCUGUACUUAGCAUGAAGGAACGCCCCAAAAUUAGGCAUGUGGUGGUCCCCGUCCCCUUUUUGGACAGCUGUAGCUCUUCAAACAUUCUUGAGCUACCUCAAACACCAAGCAUUGAUUGUUUUUGUGCUGAUCAGCUUAUUCAAAGCAAUCGAGGAAAUACCGAAUCUAUGAACACGCAAAGACCCCAAACACAAUCAAAGUCUCCCAAUCGGCCAAGCCUCCAGGACCUGCUGAGAAAAUCUCAGGAGUAUCGCCGGCAACAGCGCUUGCUUAGGAACCAAGCCAAAAAUGCUAGAAUCCAGGAGCGAGCACAAGAACAACCAAGAGUGGAGGAGAAGAGCCUCUCUGAUAAGGAGAACAAUGAAUUUCACGAUAAAAGUAAAGAGGGGAUAAAAACUAAACAGAAGAGCUUUUUCAAAACAAUUAAUACUACCUGCCAAAAAUCUGAUAAAAACAAACUAGUGUUUCUGGAUGAGUUGGUCAGCAAAAAGGCAAACCAUGAUUCUGAAAGAGUAUCUGACCAAAUCACCCUUCCUUACCAACAGCCGUUGUCGCAAUUACAAACUCAAGAAGUCUAUCACCUGACCAGUGAUCAGACAACCACAGACCCAUUUACUUCUGUGGAAGGGCGUGGAAUCUUUCACUCUAUCCCAGUGCCUAAUUUCUGCCAGAGUCCUGUUUACAGUAAGGGCUCCAGUAGUUUACCCGAUGGAGCAGAUAACCUCAGGGGGACCGUUCUGCUUAGUUCAAGCCCGAAUGAAAGCCACAAGGCUGAUGAAAAACAUAACAUUGGACUGCAAAGUGAUGCACCAAGCGCAAUAGUCAAGAGUUCACAGCACAUUAACCAGCUAGAAUCCUGCCUCUCCAACUUAAAAGAACUGAUCUCUGAUCUAGGGUCAUCACUUGUUCAACUUGAAGGAAAAUGGGAGGAUAGGCCUGAUGAGGGCAAUGUCGUAAAGCAAUACCAAAGGAACAAUGAGGGUACAAAAGGACAAUCACUUGAGUCUUGCAGAAGCAUGCUCGGAAACACAGACGAACUAAACAACAGCAGAAAAGACAAUUUUCUGUCAAUCCUGCAGGAUAAAGGAAAAGAAGGUGAAAUCAGAAAAGCUCAGUCUGAUCAACACCUUUACCGUUCAGGGCAUAAUCAAUGACAAAGCAUUCAACAUGAGUUCUGGACAGCUCGAUGAAAGCAGAAAGCAACAGCCACCACCUGAAUGUGUGCUCUCUGUAUCACAGUGGAUUCCAAUUCCUGAUGUUUUCAGAAAUGUUCUAUCAGAACCCACAGUUCCUCACGAUGUUCCAGUACUGUUGGACAGCAGUUCACAUCAUACAGAAAGAAACAAUGAAUUGGCUGAGGAUGGUCAUAACUCCACUAACAUGCUCUCUGUCAACCAGUCCUUUAAUGUGGACAUGCCGUCUGAGGUGCAGCAUCUUGAGGGUUCAGGAUCUGAGCAGGACUCAAGCAACCAGUUGGUUCAAGGGAAGGGACUGACCCCCGUGAGUGUGGCAGGUAUCGAGAGCAUGUCAUCCAAGAAGGUCAAACGAAGACUCCUCAUGCAUGUGACAGAUAAUUAUCCUGAUAGGACUUCAGCACCCUGCAGUGAGGACCUGGCAGCGCUCAUCCCCAGCUACAGUACUUCCAGAGGGAGUGACAGUCUUGUGGAGGAACUGAAACAGGUCCAUGCUGCUCAGGUCAGAGCCCUGCAAGAACAGCACAGGAAACAGCAGGAAGAACUGUGUCAGGCACUCACAGUGCGUUACUGCUUGCUCCAGAGCUCGUCCUUCCCGUGCUCUCUGUCAGGCUCUCAUCUUGGGGACACUGUGACAUUCUCAAAGCUCUCUCAGCCCCUCAGCUCUCACCUAGAGCACUGCCGCCCCCUGCUGUUAGCUGCUGUCAAAGGCUACCUGACACGCAGACUGCUCAGGACUGCGAGAGUGGCACAGCUAGUGGGCACCAUCAGGGAGACACAAAAAUUCAUGCAGGCUUUGCAGCUGCCUAGUCCCAGAGGUGAAAUCUGUAGCCAAAAUGAUCGUAUAUUCCUGCAGCAAGUCUCUCGGCAGCUGCGAGCGUCGCGUUACGAGAUUUACGACAUCUUCUUCUGCUUGUCAGUGGCUGAAAGGAUGCAGCUGAUUAAUUUGGACAGAGAGCAGGCAAGGAAGAGAGUGCUCAGACGACAGAUGGGCCACACAAACUGUCCAAAAGGAAAGAGUUUUUUGUCUGCUGGAACACAAAAGUCUCUACAGACUAAAAGAGGCAUCUUGAUCCAGAAAAAGGUGUCAGAAAGACGCACAGGAGUUGUGACGACUAAACACAAGACAGGAUUUACUAGUGAGCAGCCGCUCGAAACCAAGCGUGGCCAGUCGAGAACAAAGCCUGCAGCGAUUUCUCAGAGAUGGUACUCCAGCAGACCCCGAUGACACUUGUUCAUUUGGCCCCACUAAAAACUUUUUUAUCUACAUUUACCAAAGUUGGGCUCGCUUUGAACUACUGUAGUGUCUGAUUUCCCGUAUAAAUUACAGAACUGGUUUCUGGUGGCCUGCAAAUUGACAGUUUUGUGUGGGGAUCAAUAAAUAUAAACAUCAUAGCUAUGCCAGUCACUAUUUGCUCUCGUGAAAUAACUUAUGAAGCAGUUUAUUUUUUAUUUUUUUUUCGGUCGUUUGUUUAUAUGUGCCCUGCGAUUGGCUGGCAACUGGUUCAGGGCGUACCCCACCUCCUGCCCGAUGAUAGCUGGGAUUGGCUCCAGAACUCCCGCGACCCUAGUGAGGAUAAGGGGCUCAAGAAAUGGAUGGAUGGAUGGAUGGUCGGUCGCCCAGUGUUUCCUCAUUUCAAGAUGGAAAGUACAGGCACUACAGAAUUAUUGUCUUUGAAGAAUCUGAGCAACUGACUGAUUCAGUGAUACGUUACAGUAUUUCGAGGCCCUUGUUUGGACUUUCGUACCUAAAUAUGUAAAUCCACUCUCCCCAAGUGUUGCCUUAAUUAUCUGGCCUGUUAUUGGUUUGCUUUAUAUAUCUACCUAAAAUGCCUCUCGUUUUUUUUAAUCCAGAGUUAAGUUUGUGUAUUUAUAUUUGUAGGUAUGUUAUGUAUUAUUAGUUCGAUAAUAAACAUUUUCACAUAAUUAUCUGUGAGUACUGUGACAUGUACAGUUUGUUUUGGACAUACUUGGCAAAAUAAAGAUGAUUCUGAUGAGGUCAAAGGAACUGCCUGAUGAGCUCAGAGACAGAAUUGUGGCAAGGCACAGAUCUGGCCAAGGUUACAAAAAAAUUAAAUUCUGCUGCACCUAAGGUUCCCAAGAGCACAGUGUCCUCCAUAAUCCUUAAAUGGAAGACGCUUGGGACGACCAGAACCCUUCCUAGAGCUGGCCAUCCGGCCAAACUGAUUAAUCGGGGUAGAAGAGUCUUGUUGAGAGAAGUAAAGAAGAACCCAAAGAUGACUGUGGCUGAGCUCCAGAGAUGCAGUCGGGAGAUGGGAGAAAGUUCUAGAAAGUCACCCAUCACUGCAGCCCUCCACCAGUCGGGGCUUUAUGACAAAGUGGCCUGAUGGAAGCCUCUCCUCAGCGCAAGACACAUGAAAGCCUGCAUAGAGUUUGCUAAAAAACACCUGAAGGACUCCAAGAUGGUGAGAAAUAAGAUUCUGUGGUCUGAUGAGACCAAUGGCAGAGGAUCCCCAAAAGCAGGUGUGAAAAACUUGCAUGGCUGUAUUAGCUCAAAAGGGUGCUUCUACUCAAUACUUAUAGCUGUGUGAUCAGAAUCAGAAUCAUCUUUAUUUGCCAAGUAUGUCCAAAACACAAGGAAUUUGUCUCCGGUAGUUGGAGCCGCUCUAGUACAACAGACAGUCAAUUUACAGAAAACUUU